Protopterus annectens (West African lungfish) is the source of this 2894-nucleotide messenger RNA. Its product is annotated as transmembrane protein 268-like. The coding region runs from base 478 to 1632 and encodes 384 amino acids. The transcript has 10 exons. The record is from RefSeq and is a predicted model, not a curated record. Lineage: Eukaryota; Metazoa; Chordata; Ceratodontiformes; Protopteridae.
GGAGACUGACGGGGAAAUAGGAGAAGAGUUAAUUAUAAUUCUGUAACAAAACACAGGAGACCCAGCAGACAAUAAACUGUGAUAACAUUUAUUUUUGGAUUUCUUCAAUAGUUUGCCAUAUAUAUCCUGCAAAUGAGUGGUUGAUAAUAUGACUUGAUCAGUCUGGCAAUUAAGAAUCCCAGCUUCCUGUAGCGUUACUGCAGAGGUAAUUUUGCGAUCAUUUGUAGAACCAAAGCUUUUUCAGUUUGGUGUCUCACUGGAAAAGGUCUGCUAUCUAUUGGUGACACAUUGCUGAAGAAACAGAAACAAAGAGGAAACAGAAACUUUGAGACAAAACCUGGAAUGUUGGAAAUAUAACCAGUGAUCAGAUGCACUAGCAUUCUUAGGGACUCCAGAAGUGUUGAGCUCCAUUGAAGGAGGUGGAGUUUGAAAAGGUGAUGCAAAGAAACAAAUCUAGUUCCAUGUUGCCACAUCAGAAUGAACAAUUCACCUACAGCCCAACAGGAACAACAUGAAUGGAAUAAUUUCAGUGCACCGCAGUCCUUCCUUGAUCCCUUCCCUGAGGGGGAAACCACAACACCUGAGCCUGUACCAGAUGGAUCUACCAACUUGGAAUACCUGGACUCAAUUAGUGACCAGAGUUCUACAGUUCUGUGUGAUGCUGUGACUCCCAGUUCUACAUUAUACAAUGGACGUGUGAUUGUAAUGCUUUCCUCCAGCACUACAUGGUGUUCAUCUGGCUUUGAUUUGAGUGCCUGUAGAAAACGCUUUGAUGAAUAUGGAUUGCAGGUACCCACUGAGGAGUAUGAAAUCCCCAUCCAGAAAUCAUUACAGACCGCGAAUGUCAGAAGGUACAUGUUCUUCAGCUCCAGUGUUUUCUUCAUGAUACUUUCACCUGUGCUGUAUGUGGCAGUCUGGUGUAGCCUGUUCUCCACCGUUCAUUCUGUUAUCAGCUAUCACAACCAGUAUUUCUGGCUGUUCUGCUUGAUGCUGAGUGCUGGAUCUGCCUUUCUUACAGGAAUUUUCCUUACGAUUGUCUACUAUCGCAGCAGGAAGAUUAAUGUGAAUACAGAUGUCCGGUUGAUAUGGGCUAAUGAAAACUUGAUAAAGCAUAGUCUCCUGGUUGGGGUGGUGGACUUCAUGCAGAACUGCAGGAGCGAACUGAAUCUAAGCUUCAUUUAUUUUGAUGCAAGGGAAUGUCUAAAACGACUAGCAUCAUUACUUGAAGAAAACCAUGACCAAGACAAUACUUUUCAGUCCAAAGUCUGUAAGAAAAUGAAAAACCUCUCUAUUAUGCUGGAACAGUCACCGAAGCACACUGUUAUCACAGAAGAAAGUGAGGAUGAUGGCAUGUCUGAAACCUCACUACUUUGGGAGGAAAGGCGUACAUCCCAAGGUACCAACAAUGUCCAUGGAGAAAGAACACCAGCCUUCAAUGUGGUACUGAACUUGGUCCCCGAAGGUACACCUCAGGACAUGGCUUACCAGCUGUUGGCCAUUCAUGCAGGACUAUAUGUGAAGCUUCUUUUGACCUGCCGGCUUCCAUUCAGCUCUUCAUCUCGCCAUGCCAAGGAGGCUUGUGUGCCUUGCUUGUGCCAGUAUAUUGAGAACGCUCAUUAUUCUGCAUCCUGAGUUGGUAUUGCCUGAGAACAGAGUCGACAGAGUUUUGUUGCAACAGACCAAGCUUGCUGUCAGAGAUUCCAUUUCCUGUUGUCACAUGAUCCUGAGUGACCUAGGAGUUAAUUAAGAGAUGCACUUUAUAAAUGCAGAAGUGAUAUAAGUGACAUUUACAGGUGACUGUCCAUUGGAAACAGAAUAUGCUAUUUUGUAGUGAUUUUACAGUCAAACAUUUUCUGCUUUUUUCUUCUUGGAUUAUGUAUAUCUCACAGUGUUGUUGCUCCCUCUAAGGAAGUAAGAGGGACUUUAACUAACUACUGCUAUUUGCACUCCAAAAGUCAGCAAAACUACAGGAAAAGAAAAGAAAAAUCAGAAGUCAUAUUGCAGUAUGUAGACUUGCUGACUUCUUUAUUCCUAAACUCAGGGUAGCUUGCAUUCUGAGUUGCAAAACUGACACGCAAAACACGACCCCUUUUCUUGUAUACAUGCACACAGACACAGAGUCAUACAGUCGCAAACUCAUAGGUCAAGUAAACUGUUUGAAGGGAGAUCUUUGCAGACCAGUACCCUUGGUUUGCCAUAAUCUAAUUGAUUUGACAAAUGAACUGCACACUCCACAAUUGCACAACACAAAUUCUGACUUUGGAACUUCUUUCAGGGCAUGUUCAUAUGUAGACUUUGGAGAAUUAUCUCCUAAGCCCAUGCGAGCAGUAGCAUACCAGAUACAAUGCUAAAAAUGCAGUAGUUAUCUACUGUGACUGACAUUUAAAUUGAACUGGGAAUUUUUUUUCACUAUUUUGUGUACCCCCCCCCCCCCACACACACACACACACACACACACACACACUCAAUCAUUACCAGCAACUUCAGAAAGCACUUUAGAUCAAACUCUGAAAAGUCAAAAGUGAAAGUGUUACCUCCUUCAGAGAAGAUGCUUUAAUCCUUCCUCAUUCUUCAUCUGGGGAGAUGUGUACACUAAAACAAGUAGUAAUGUGUCUUAGAGGGUAUUAGUACCUCAGGCUUUAAAGAUAAAUUUGUAUUUUUUAGAAGGUAUUCUUGCAAAAAAAUAUUUUUUGGUCUUUACAUGGUCUCUUUCAGUUUGAAAAUUAAAAAAAAUGUUUAUGCAAAUAGUUGCCUUCAGAUGACAUAUUUUGUAGUGUCUUUUCCAAAAAUACAAGCAAAAUAUUGAAAAUUGUUGCCUUUGUACUUUGCAUGUGAAUCAUGAAUUCCUGUUUAUCUAAAAUGUUAAAAUAUACAUCACUGGUUGGUAUACUGGA